GGGACGGAGCCAUGUGGCAGUCAACUCUUCUACCCUUCCGACAACGAAACCCGAUCAAUCGACGUUUCGUACAGACUAAUUUACACGAAGCUCCAUACCAAUUACCGCAAAAGAACUACCCCCAGCUCCCGCAGAUCGGAAAUUCCGGACUACUUCGUCAAAAUCAGUUCAAUUCUUGUCGAGGGAUCACCGAUUCGGUUCAAUUCCACGUUGCUGGAGUUUCCCUGGAGCGAAUCGGGGGGACGAGGGUGAGCACGACGGGUCCGUACAUAGUACUGGAGAGCUCGAUCUACAGAUCUCUAGUGAGGGCUUUCGAAAUCGAGGUGAUGAAGACGCCGAGGGUGAAGAAGGCGGCGGCGGCGGCGCCGUUCAGGAACUCCUACGAGAAGGGCGAAUUGCCGAUGUCGCUGAGCGGGCUCUCGGUGCCGGAGAUCGCCCUGGUUUCGAGAACGCGGAUGUGAAGUGGGAUAUCUACGGGGAUGAAUUCGGCGGUGAGGUGAGCGAAGAGGUGAUUUGUCUGGCGUUUGUUGAUGGCGGGCCGGUGACGGCGAAGGGGGCCAUUGUAGCGGCGGUGAUCGGAGCGUAUCAGACGCAAGGGUUUCUGCCUUUCUGGUUCAGUUCGAUUUGAGGUCCAUAAAGAUGGGUUUUACUAAUACGCUUUUGGCUGAGAGCGUCGAGUGUUCCAACUUCCAUUUCUAGUGACUAAUGAUUAUGAUUACAGUGGACAUGAACAAAAUCCAGAUCCAAAU
Linum trigynum is the source of this 749-nucleotide messenger RNA. Lineage: Eukaryota; Viridiplantae; Streptophyta; Magnoliopsida; Malpighiales; Linaceae. The record is from the annotation of a GenBank genome assembly.